This is a messenger RNA of Rotaria sp. Silwood2, 750 nucleotides long. The record is from the annotation of a GenBank genome assembly. NCBI's taxonomy places the organism in Eukaryota, Metazoa, Rotifera, Eurotatoria, Philodinida, Philodinidae.
AUGUUAAUCAAUAUUAUUAUAUUUAACAUCUUGUGGAAUAUACAAUUUACUACACAGAUACCAUUAGAAACCACUCAUACUAAUCAAUUUUCUACAUCCACUCCCAUUGCAGUCAAUCAAUAUCGAAAUAAUUCAGUUCAUACUAUCAUUACUGAUGAUCAUAUUAAUAAAAUAUUGGAAAAGCUUGGUUCAUCUACAGUCACUUUUACAACAGAAUCAUCACCCACACCCACAAUAGAAACCUCUUCAUUUACAAAUCUAGCAUCAUUUAUUCCUCCAUUUCAAACCAUGCGUUUACCUAUUAAUCCUGAUAUUAUUGCACCUGAUGGUUCAUUAGUUCGUAAUUUAUUAACAACAAUUGGUGGUAGUAUGGCACAAUUUGAUCUUCCUCCUGGUAUGACAUCAAAUGCUGUUGAACAUCAAACUGUUUAUGAAAUAUGGUAUUUUCUAUCUGGUCAAGGUGAAUUUUGGCGAAAACAAAAAGAAAAAGAAGAAAUUGUAACAGUCGAUGCUAAUGUAUGUAUUACCAUACCGGUCGGUACACAAUUUCAAUUUCGUACAAUUGGACACAAACCACUUGUAGCAGUAGCAAUUACAAUGCCACCAUGGCCAGGUCAUGAUGAAGCUAUGUUGAGACCGGGUAUUUGGAAUGCAAGUUUUAUUGGCAUCGAAAAUUCAUCGACAAAAUUAACUAAUUCAAUCUAUCGAUGGUUUAUUAUUGCCACUUUCCUCAUCGUAAACAUAAUCUGA